AUGGCGCCGUCUACGAAAAAACCUUGCAGCGUUUGCGGAGAAUCUGGAGACGGAGCACAUUUUGGAGCUGAAGCUUGCAGGUUUAUCGAGAAACAAAAAAACUCACCUAGAAGAAAGUUUCAGAGCAUGUGCUGCCUUUUUUCGUCGAAGUGUGGCCAUGAACAAGACCUAUUCUUGCCGGAGCAACGGCAAUUGCGUAGUCCAAGCAAGUUAGUGGAUACUAAACAUUUUUUGUCAAACAAUCUUGGUACCUGAUCAAAACAAAGUACACCUUCGUUUUAAUAAAAAAAAGCUUCUGUGUGGCUAAGGGCUAAUAUUUAGUUUCAAAGUGUAGUUUGAAUCUAUAUUUUCUCAACAACGAAGAGUCGAAACUUGCGGUUCCUGAGGGAAAAAAGGCUUACUGUGAAAAUUAUUAUCGUUUGAAAGACCGGAAAAAUGACUCGGAUUUGAUGUUUUUUGUGUUGAUCAUCUGAUUGCACCUUCUAUUAAUAAUUCACUUACUUUUUAAAAAACCUUGAAACUUUUUAAGUGAGAAACGCUCUUUAAUUCAACAUGAUGUCAAAAAGACCUCAAUUAAUUCAUGCGUUUAGGAAAUUUAGGCACGUCGGUCAUUUAUUCUAUUAUAUAACUUUUCUCAUAGUCAAGGCUUUGAAGUAAUUUAUAAAUUUUAGAUCAGUCAAAAAAAGCCUUCUGAAGCGAGUUAUGGUUGUUUGAAGUCAACCAUUCAAAAACGAAAUCCGUUUCUUGACAACCUAAUACAUAAUCGAGCAAGUUUGGUAUAAAGUAUCUUUGAGUAUCAAAAAGUCAAGCUGUGAAUAAUGAGCUGUCAAAAAGUCUUUUUGAGAUGGUCUCUAUUUUAUAGGAAGUUCACCUCAGCCACAGUAACAAAAGAAAAAAAAAUUCUGUUUCGAAAGCUUUGACCAAUGACUUGACUCUGUUGUUACAUUCUUGAGCGCAGAUUUGUUCUGCGCCACUUGGGUUUAGUCUGAGUUGGAAAAAAAAAUUAGCGUUAGGGUAAAAUUUUCUCUAAAUCAAAUAUGUUGUAGAACAUGAUUUUUUAAGAUUUUUUGAAAAAAAAACAGAAUAUCAUCAUUCGAGCCGUUUUCAAGAUACGGUAGCUCAAAGGAAUACCGUAGAUUAAGCUUAAUUUUCUGUUUUUAAGUUUCCAAAGAGCGAUUUUUUCUCUUUUGAAAUAACGAUCCUUUCCGAUUGCAUUUGCGUUAUGUAGUUCUGGGUCGGGCCCGCUUUUCUCGCCUCAGUGUUUUAUUUGUUGCCAGGAAAAUGUUUCAAGCAAACAACUACCGAACCUUUUUCCCAUGUUUAUCUUGUCGCGACAAUAUUUUUUCACGGCCCCAAGUACGUUUUACAGAUGUGAGAUGUAUGUGCCGCGCUUGUCGGUUCGCAAAGUGCUUGGCCGUCGGCAUGCGCAAAGCAUGUAAGUUUUGUGAAACUAACACGAGAUUGGAUUUCUGGAAAAAAAAUCUGAUUUAAGCGGUUCAAAGACAUCGAGAUCAGCUGGGAAAAAGAGACUCUGAAAAUGAAUUUCAUCCUUAUAAAAGUGACAGUUGCCCAGCUGUGAGUUGAUCUUCCAUGAAACAGAAAUUAUGUCAUUUUAUCAGGAUGUGUCAAUGGAAAGUGAAGAUUACGGUAUGAGGAUAUUGAACAAGCUCAACGAAAACUACAUUCAAAUGGACAACGUCAGAAAAGUGAUCCACAAUCGUGACGGAGAGAGUGUUUUCUGCGUAUGAUUUGAUGAUGUUAACUCAUUUUUUUUUCAUUUCACAGGUGAGACAACCUCGCGCGAUCGCUUACAAAGAAGCUAAUGCUAUGCAUUUGAAAGAACUGAAUUUGGUUGCUGACUGGGUCAUAAAUUCGUAUCCAGCUUUUGACAAGCUUCCAUCUGAUCAAAAAGUAAAUUUAUCUCGUUUUUUUUUAAUAUUUUUCAUUUUGAAACGAUUUGACUUGUCUGCCUUUUUUUACACACCAAAAAUGUCUCACAAAAAUAGAAAAAACGUGAAAGAUUUUUCAGAAGCUUCUCUACCGCAACUUCUUUUUGCCGUUCAUGAUUCUGGAGUCUGGAUACUAUUGCUGCAUAAACGGCAUAUUUCAUCAGAAGUUUUCAAAUAUUCGAAAAUUUUCAGAUCGAACUGACAUCAUUGUUUUACCCUCAGGCGACUACAUCGACUGCGCGAGACCAGAGACUUUCUACCACGACUUGGAAGGAAAACAGUUAAUGUCUCCACAGGACGCUGUCAGGUACUCGGUCAAUGAGAAUUUAUUCGUUUGAGACGUUUUUUUCAGAAUGUUUGGCCCAUCUUUUGACAUUUAUCGCAGGAAUAUCUUGGACCCAAUGAGAAGAGAAAAAGUGGACAACUUCGAAUUUUUCACUUUGUGCUCCCUCGUCCUUUGGGAUCACGGUAUGUUCAAACAAUGAGAUAUACAUUUUUUCGGUUUAACGAAAAAACUAACUGUCGCAUGUGUCAUGGCUUCAAAGAGACCAGACUUGAAACGACUCUCGCAGUCGGCCAUCAGAAAUUAUGAACGAAAAUUCCUAGAAAUAGUAAAACAAAAUAUAAACCAAAUUUGACCCUGUUGCAACUCUAAGUGUAUCCUUUCUAGUCGCUAGAGCUAAAUAUGCGAGAGAACUCUACUUUUUUUUCUACAUAGUUUCGUUCUUACAGGCCUUGAUGGACAGUCGGACGACUGUGUGGAACUCGCAAGAGACACUAGAGAAUCUGUUCUUCGCGAGAUACUGUACUAUUAUCGACGAGUGCGGCGACUUCCGGACCCUUCGAUGCGUCUUGCCAAUCUUCUCGUUCUUCUCCCAGCACUUCAGGUAACAUUUCUGAAUGUUCUAAUGAUUUUAACUAUUUCCAAUCCUGUUCAAUGAAAUUUGAGAAGUUUUCAGAACAUCGCCUAAGCUUUUCAUGACUUUAUGUAGUGUUGAAGUUCAUGUUUUUUUGAUAAGUGUCAGAGGUUUUUUUUUGAUAAUUGUGCAAGAAAUUGAAAAAUUCUUCUUUCCAAAGAAUCGGAAAUCACGAUUUCUAGAAUUUUCCACAAAUUCUGCUCACUAGGCUACAACAAGAACUACUCAUUUUUCAAGUUUUUUUUUUGAAAGCAAACUUGAUAAAGUCACAUAUUGCAGAGGUCUGUGCGUCGUUUCCAAGAAGACGUCGAGAUCAGUCACGUUUUCAACGUCUACUCUGUAGAAGAAGGCUUCUACGAGCUCGUCAACGGAAGGUUCUGAUUCACAUAUCCAAUCACGUUCCAGCCAUUCCAAACUGCUCACUUUUCUUGCCAUCUACUUUUAGCCAAAUUAUUCAGCCGCCUUUUUCCAUAUAUGCAGUAAAUAAAUGGUUUCUGACGGCAUUUGUUCACACCUAAAACGAGAUAUAAAGCGACAAUAAUUUAGGCUGGCUGAUAGUUAUUUUUCGCUCGAGGUUCCGUCGCCAUCCAUCAAGAAGGAGGACCCCGAAUGCGUGUGGUGA
Messenger RNA from Caenorhabditis auriculariae, 3488 nucleotides. The record is from the annotation of a GenBank genome assembly. NCBI's taxonomy places the organism in Eukaryota, Metazoa, Nematoda, Chromadorea, Rhabditida, Rhabditidae.